This is a messenger RNA of Entamoeba invadens IP1, 1395 nucleotides long. Its product is annotated as asparaginyl-tRNA synthetase, cytoplasmic, putative. NCBI's taxonomy places the organism in Eukaryota, Evosea, Mastigamoebida, Endamoebidae. Gene Ontology annotation, biological process: asparaginyl-tRNA aminoacylation. The record is from RefSeq and is a predicted model, not a curated record. Gene Ontology annotation, cellular component: cytoplasm. The transcript has a single exon. Gene Ontology annotation, molecular function: ATP binding; asparagine-tRNA ligase activity; nucleic acid binding. The coding region runs from base 1 to 1395 and encodes 464 amino acids.
AUGUCCACAGAGACAGCAGCACCAGUAGUACCCGCGGCGACAACGGCGCCAGCCGAGACUGUAGAGCCAGCAGUCAACUUCAUGAGAAUCAGUGAAGCUGCUGACAAGAAAGAUCAGGUUGUUACCUUCCGAGGAUGGGCCGCUCACGUCCGUAAAGCACGUAAAACACUUUACUUUGUAGAAUUGAGAGAUGGCACUGGAUAUUGUCAAUGUGUUAUAUUUGGGAAGGAAUUGUGCGACGCCGAGAAGGUCAAGUUCCUUACCCGAGAGUGCUCCAUCGAGGUCACUGGGACUUUGAAAGCUUACGAAGGCAAAAACCAUGCGCCAGAAAUUGCAGACAUCUUGAACCUCGAGAUGCAAGUGAGUGCAUGGCAUUUAGUUGGGGAAUCCCCAGUUGAUAUUGAGAAUAUCAUCAACAAAGACUCUUCCGUCCCCCAAUUGAUGGACAACAGACACAUCGCAUUGAGAUCGGAACACACUCAACAAGUGUUGAAAUUGCGAAGUGAGAUUCAGUGGUACUUCAGAAAGUAUUACCACGACAACAAAUUCACCGAGAUCCAACCACCAACUAUUGUCAAGACACAAUGCGAGGGUGGAAGCACUUUAUUUAAGUUGACAUAUUUCAAUGAAGCUGCGUAUCUCACGCAAUCAAGUCAAUUGUACCUUGAAAGUGUCAUUGCGUCCCUUGGGAAGUCCUUCUGUAUGUUAAGUUCAUACAGAGCAGAACAGUCAAGAACAGUAAGACACUUGGCUGAGUACUUACAUCUUGAGGCUGAACUCCCAUUUAUUACUUUUGACGAUUUGUUGGCCCAUUUGGAAGACUUGGUCUGCACUGUUGUUGAAAACGUUAUGGCUGUCCAUGGAGAGAAGAUCAUGAAGAUGAACCCACACUUCAAAAUGCCGACUCGCCCAUUCAAGAGAAUGACAUAUGCUGACGCAAUUAAGUUCUGUAACGACAACAAAAUUCUGAACAAAGACAAGCCUUUUGAAUUUGGCGAAGAUAUCUCGGAGAAGCCCGAGAGACAAAUGACCGAUAUGAUCGGUUGCCCCAUUUUCAUGAUUCACUUCCCAUCAAAGAUGAAAGCCUUCUAUAUGUCGAAGGUCCCGGGUCAUACCGACUUGACGGAGUCCGUCGAUUUGUUAAUGCCAGGCGUCGGCGAGAUUGUCGGCGGUUCAAUGAGAAUUUGGGAUUAUAAGGAACUGAUGGACGCAUACAAAGCAAACGGAUUGAAUCCAAAGCCUUACUAUUGGUACACCGACCAAAGAAAGUACGGGUCAUGCCCACACGGCGGGUAUGGACUUGGCGUUGAAAGACUUGUGAUGUGGAUGUUAGGCGAGGACCACAUUAGAAAGGUCUGCUUGUACCCAAGAUACAUCGAGAGAUGCGAGCCAUAA